Molecule: messenger RNA, 2200 nt
Organism: Cottoperca gobio
Lineage: Eukaryota; Metazoa; Chordata; Actinopteri; Perciformes; Bovichtidae
Product: multiple C2 and transmembrane domain-containing protein 1-like
Exons: 16
Coding region: 59-1732 (557 amino acids)
Biological process (GO): regulation of neurotransmitter secretion
Cellular component (GO): synaptic vesicle membrane
Molecular function (GO): calcium ion binding
Source: RefSeq, a predicted model, not a curated record
CGCUCCUCGUGUGCAGCUCAUUAGGAUUCUGCAGGAGAAGUUUUAAUAAUGUAUUUUGAUGUAUGUUCAGACCAUGCUGCUCAGGAGAUCCUGGAAACGAUCCACGAAGCAGCAGUCCUUGCGACUCUCAGAGCUUCAUCGUAAGUCUCAGCUGUGGCGAGGGAUCGUGAGCAUCGCGCUGAUCAAAGGCAGGAACCUGACGCCGAUGGACCCCAACGGGCUGAGCGACCCGUACGUCAAGUUCAGACUGGGACCCCAGAAGUACAGGAGCAAGACAGUGCCAAAGACCCUGAGUCCACAGUGGAGGGAGCAGUUUGACCUCCACCUGUAUGAGGAGACGGGAGGAGUGCUGGAGAUCACAGUGUGGGACAGAGACACCGGCAGGAGAGACGACUUCAUCGGACGCUGCCAGUUGGACCUCUCCACUCUGUCUAAGGAACAGACUCAUCACCUGGAGCUGCCGCUGGAGGAGUCCCGGGGCUUCGUGGUGCUGCUGGUCACGCUGACCGCCUCGGCUCAUGUCUCCAUCGCCGACCUGUCCAUCGCCCCUCUGGACGACCCGCAGGAGCGCCGGGAGACACUCAAGAGAUACAGCGUGUUGAAGUCGUUCUCCAACUUCAGAGACGUCGGCAUCGUGCAGGUGAAGGUGAUGAGAGCCGAAGGACUCAUGGCUGCAGACGUGACCGGUAAGAGCGACCCAUUCUGUGUGCUGGAGCUGAAUAACGACCGGCUGCAGACUCACACAGUUUACAAGAACCUGAAUCCAGAGUGGAACAAAGUUUUCACCUUUAACGUUAAAGACAUUCACUCCGUGUUGGAGGUGACGGUGUUCGAUGAGGACAGAGACAGGAGCGCUGACUUCCUGGGAAAAGUGACCAUUCCCUUAUUACAUAUCCGUAACGGUGAGCAGAAGAGCUACAUGUUGAAAAAGAAGGCGCUGACAGGUCCGACUAAAGGAGUCAUUUACCUGGAGAUGGACGUCAUCUACAACACUGUUAAAGCUGCUGUGAAGACUGCUAUCCCUGCAGAGCAGAAAUACAUCGAGGAAGAACCAAAAGUCUCCAAGCAGUUGCUCCAGCAGAACUUUAACCGUGUGAAGAGGUGCAUCAUGGUCCUGAUUAGCAACGGGAUGUAUAUCAACAGCUGCUUUGAGUGGGAGUCUGCACAGAGGAGCAUCAUCUCCUUUGUGCUGUUUGUGGUGGUGGUUUGGAACUUGGAGCUCUACAUGUUGCCGCUGGCUCUGCUGCUGCUGCUCGUCUGGAACUACUUCUUCUGCUCGAGCAGAGAAACAGCUGACGUGACCAUGGAGGCCAUGUUAGAGUGGGAGGACGAGGAGGAGGAUAAAGAUGACAAGGAGUCAAAGGGCUUCAUGGAUAAACUGUACGCCAUCCAGGACGUGUUCAUCAGCGUGCAGAGCACUCUGGAUGACGUGGCGUCGUAUGGAGAGAGGAUGAAGAACACCGUUAACUGGACCGUGCCUUUUCUCAGCUGGUUGGCGAUCGCUGCCUUAUGUUUGGCCACAUUCCUUCUCUACCUCAUCCCGCUGAGAUACCUCGUGCUGGCGUGGGGUGUGAAUAAGUUCACCAAGAAGCUGCGUAACCCGUACAUGAUCGACAACAACGAGCUUCUCGACUUUCUGUCCCGAGUGCCCUCUGAUGUUCAAGUGAUGCAUUACCGUGAGCUGGAUCCCGGACAAAGUCCCAGCAAACGUCGGAGGACGAACCCGAGUUAGCCUUCAGCGCUGUGAACUCUGUAAACUAUGUUAUUUAUAUAUUAUUAUAUUUAAUGUAUAUUUUGAUUAUUAUGAAGAAGUUGAACUUGUUGAGUUAUUUUCUGUUUUGUUACUUUCAAAUAUUUAUUUUCUGAAUCUUGUAAAGAAAUGCUGUCAAUGUUUUUUAAAUCAGUUUGCUUUGGCUGAUGGUGUGUGUGUGUAUGUACAGUAUGUUUGCAUGUUAUCGCUGUUACUUCAUGUAUGACAGUAUUUACACACACAGAUCCACAGCAUGUAGAAUUACAAACUGUUUUGUGCUCCGUAAGAAAAAUAUUGCAUCAACUGGAUUUGAGUCUGCGAGACGAAGUCAUCCUGUAAACUUCAAACAUUUUUACACUUUAACAUUAUCUCUUUAACAUUAUCUCCUUUAACAUUAUCUCCUUUAACAUUAUCUCCUUUAAUAUUAUCUCCUUUAAUAUUAUCUCCUUU